UCGGACUGUGUGGACAUCCUGACACAGUGUGGCGACCACAAACGCUUCCACGAGGGACAGACGGCCGAGCGCAUCUGUGAGAUUCUGUCACCCAUAGACGACCCUGAACGCUGUAUCCCCCUGGAGAGAUACCUCAGUGAGUGGUAACGUGGGUGUGUGUGUGUGUGUGUGUGUGUGUGUGUGUGUGUGUGUCUGUCUGUGUCUAACAUGUCAUUCUCCCUCCAGCUCCCAGCGGCCUGGGUAAUAUGACUGAGGAGGUCAUCCACCCGUGUAACCCCAACCCCUGUCCCAGCAACCACCUGUGUGAGGUGAACAGGAAGGGCUGCCAGCCGGGACAGGAAUGCCUGCCUUACUUCUGUGUGCCUGGUACAGUAUACUAGAACAUACAGGACCUCCCUGUAACCCUAAGGGUUGUCUGUAAACAUACAGUACCUCCCUGUAGCCCAUGUCCACUGUAAAUACAUAGUGUGUCUGUGUAGACGUGAAAAGUUAGUCUGACUACUGUGUGUGUGUGUGUGUGUGUGUGUCAGGCUGUAAACUGGGUGAGGCCUCAGAGUUCCUGGUCCAUCUGGAUGCCCGUGUCCAGGUGCCCAUGCGUAACGGCCAGGCGGGCUGCUUCGAGGUGUGCACCUGCGGACAGAGUGGCAGGCUGGAGAACUGUGCCGAGAUGCCCUGCAUCGACACCUCCAAGACCUGCGUUGUUGGGGGCCACAGAAAAAGUAAGCUACCCCCCUUCACCAGCAGUGUGUAGCACCCACCUGGUUUUCAGAGCGGUUUUAGACAAUAUGCGCAAAAACAGGGAAAAGGAGGCAGUAGUUUAUUUUGAGAGAGAGAGAGAGAGAGAGAGAGAAGAGAUGAGAGAGAGCAGAGAGAGAGAGAGAGAGAGAAGAGAGAGAGAGAGAGAGAGAGAGAGAGAGGAGACGAAGAGAGAGAGAGAGAGAGAGAGAGAGAGAGAGAUAGAAUAGAGAGCUAGCGAGAGAUACGAGUAAGUGGAUGAGUCCUUGGUGCUGUUGUGCCUGCUUGUGAAAUGCUUCUUGUGGUGUAAACAUCACUGAAACUCUUCUUCUUCCCCUAGCAGCACGGCAACGCUACAUUAAAAAAAUAAACCAACCAACCACACGCUGGUAUUUCCUUCCCGCGGUCUCCCUCUGGCCCGCCCUAGAUGUCACUACUGUGACUUGAAAGGAGCUGCCAGAAUAUCUUUCUCUCUCUUUCCCCUCUCUCUGUCUCUCUCUGUCUUUCUAGAGCAUGCACACAAACACACACAUACUUUCUCUAUGAACAGCAGGGAGGAAUUCAGCAUAAUAACCACAUCCCCCUCUCCACAUGGCCUUGUCUGUCUGUGAUGUUGCCUCCCAGUUCAUCACAUCUACAACACUUUGAAAAGAGAUAUAGCUUUUAUAUUUACAACUAUUUUUUCUCCUCCCAAAUGUUUUCUUGUUACAGCUUUGAAACUACAUUUGUUUGCAUCCAAAUCAGUUUAUUGCUUUUGCUUUUAUGCUUGUUUUCUCUCUGCUUCAAAAGGGGGGUCAGACAUUUCAGCCUUAUUUCACACAAAUGUGGUUUGCCUGACAGUGAAAGUGGGGUUUUGGAGUGCUUAUAUCCAGACCAUUAAGACAGGAAGUCAUCAUAUAGGGAUGUCUUGUUAGAAGGGAAUAGAUGGGAGAGAUGGUGAUGCUUUUCAGAACAUAAAGCCCAUGGUAAAACAGAGAGUGUCUUUCUAGAUAACAAGUCUAGCAUUAGCUCCCAUGUCUUGAGUCACACAUACAUCCCAGGAUCAAUACCUGAUCUGUUACAUGCCAGGAUCAAUACCUGAUCAGUUACAUCCCAGGAUCAACACCUGAUCUGUUACAUCCCAGGAUCAAUACCUGAUCUGUUACAUGCCAGGAUCAAUACCUGAUCUGUUACAUCCUAGCGUCAAUACCUGAUCAGUUACAUCCCAGGAUCAAUACCUGAUCAGUUACAUCCCAGGAUCAAUACCUGAUCAGUUACAUCCCAGGAUCAAUACCUGAUCAGUUACAUCCCAGGAUCAAUACCUGAUCAGUUACAUCCCAGGAUCAAUACCUGAUCAGUUACAUCCCAGGAUCAAUACCUGAUCAGUUACAUCCUAGGAUCAAUACCUGAUCAGUUACAUGCCAGGAUCAAUACCUGAUCUGUUACAUCCUAGUGUCAAUACCUGAUCAGUUACAUCCCAGGAUCAAUACCUGAUCUGUUACAUCCCAGGAUCAAUACCUGAUCAGUUACAUCCCAGGAUCAAUACCUGAUCUGUUACAUGCCAGGAUCAAUACCUGAUAUGUUACAUCCCAGGGUCAAUACCUGAUCAGUUACAUCCCAGGAUAAAUACCUGAUCUGUUACAUGCCAGGAUCAAUACCUGAUCUGUUACAUCCUAGCGUCAAUACCUGAUCAGUUACAUCCCAGGAUCAAUAUCUGAUCUGUUACAUCCCAGGAUCAAUACCUGAUCAGUUACAUCCCAGGAUCAAUACCUGAUCAGUUACAUCCCAGGAUCAAUACCUGAUCAGUUACAUCCCAGGAUCAAUACCUGAUCUGUUACAUGCCAGGAUCAAUACCUGAUAUGUUACAUCCCAGGGUCAAAACCUGAUCUGUUACAUCUCAGGAUCAAUACCUGAUCUGUUACAUCCUAGGAUCAAUACCUGAUCAGUUACAUCCUAGGAUCAAUACCUGAUCAGUUACAUUGGUGCUGUGAUCCAGAUCACAUAGUUGAAGUCUUAUCAGCUGCUGGAGUUGCUGUGGACAGGAGGACUCAGAGUGUCAGAUAGCAGGUACUGCAGACCGGCAGCCAUGUAACCAAUGAAAUCAGACAACAGGUGCUGUAGACCGGCAGCCAUGUAACCAAUGAAAUCAGACAACAGGUACUGUAGACCGGCAGCCAUGUAACCAAUGAAAUCAGACAACAGGUACUAUAGACCGGCAGCCAUGUAACCAAUGAAAUCAGACAACAGGUACUGUAGACCGGCAGCCAUGUAACCAAUGAAAUCAGACAACAGGUGCUGUAGACCGGCAGCCAUGUAACCAAUGAAAUCAGACAACAGGUGCUGUAGACCGGCAGCCAUGUAACCAAUGAAAACAGACAACAGGUACUGUAGACCGGCAGCCAUGUAACCAAUGAAAACAGACAACAGGUGCUGUAGACCGGCAGCCAUGUAACCAAUGAAAUCAGACAACAGGUGCUGUAGACCGGCAGCCAUGUAACCAAUGAAAUCAGACAACAGGUGCUGUAGAACCGGCAGCCAUGUAACCAAUGAAAUCAGACACAGGUACUGUAGACCGGCAGCCAUGUAACCAAUGAAAUCAGACAACAGGUGCUGUAGACCGGCAGCCAUGUAACCAAUGAAAUCAGACAACAGGUGCUGUAGACCGGCAGCCAUGUAACCAAUGAAAUCAGACAACAGGUGCUGUAGACCGGCAGCCAUGUAACCAAUGAAAUCAGACAAAGUCUCACAACAGUGAUGAUGUAUUGUUGUCCCACAGACCACGGCGUGUCAUUCAGGGUGGACUGCAACCCAUGCUCCUGCUUCGCUGGAGAAACCAUCUGCUCCACCCGCCAGUGCCUGAGGGCCGACAGUUCAGACGAGGACCGCCGCCUCUUCACAGGUGUGUGUGUGGUGUGUGGUGUGUGGUGUGGGUGGUGUGUUUGUGUGUGUGUGUGUGUGUGUGUGUGUUCUAGCAUUCUAGUUUGCUCAGUUCAUUCCAAUGUGUCAAGUAAAAUCUUUUCGUUUUCUCAUGAUUGGGUUGGUUCAAAUUGUGUUGCUGUCCUGGGGCGCUGUGGAGUCCAUUUGUGUUUGUGAACAGAGCCCCAGGACCAACUUGCUUAGGGGACUCUUCUCCAGGUUCAUCUCUCUGUAGGUGAUGGCUUUGUUAUGGAAGGUUUGGGAAUCGCUUCCUUUUAGGUGGUUGUAGAAUUUAACGGCUCUUUUCUGGAUUUUGAUAAUUAGCGGGUAUCGGCCUAAUUCUGCUCUGCAUGCAUUAUUUGGUGUUUUACGUUGUACACAGAGAAUAUUUUUGCUGAAUUCUGCAUGCAGAGUCUCAAUUUGGUGUUUGUCCCAUUUUGUGAAUUCUUGGUUUAAUGAGCAGACCCCAGACCUCACAACCAUAAAGGGCAAUGGGUUCUAUAACUGAUUCAAGUAUUUUUAGCCAGAUCCUAAUUGGUAUGUCAAAUUUUAUGUUCCUUUUGAUGGCAUACAAGGCCCUUCUUGCCUUGUCUCUCAGAUCGUUCACAGCUUUGUGGAAGUUACCUGUGGCGCUGAUGUUUAGGCCGAGGUAUGUAUAGUUUUUUGUGUGCUCUAGGGCAAUGGUGUCUAGAUGGAAUUAGUAUUUGUGUUUUUUCUUUGUUAUAGGGCCAAAAAGAUUGGAGAAGGGGUUUAUCCAUACACCUCUGUUUUGGAUAGAUAACUCUUCGUGUUGUUGUUUGUUUAGUGUUUUUCAAUUUUCCCAGAAGUGGUUCGAUUCUAUGGAUUCUUCAAUUACAUUGAGCUGAUUUCUAACGUGCUGUUCCUUAUUUUUCCGUAGUGUAUUUCUGUAUUGUUUUAGUGAUUCACCCAUAGUGAAGGCGUAGGCUCAGGUUUUCUGGGUCUUCUAUGUCUUUGGUUGGAUAGGUUUCUCAAUUUCCUUCUUUGGUUUUUGCAUUCUUCAUCAAACCAUUUGUCAUUGUUGUUAAUUUUCUUAGGUUGUCUGCUUGAGAUUUUUAGAUUUGAUAAGGAAGCUGAGAGGUCAAAUAUAUUGUUUAUGUUUUCUACUGCCAAGUCUACACCUUCACUAUUACAGUGGAACGUUUUGUCCAGGAAGUUGUCUAGAAUGGAUUGAAUUUGUUGUUGCCUAAUUGUUUUUUGGUAGGUUUCCACACUACUUUCCUUCCAUCUAUAGCAUUUCUUAAUAUUAUUCAAUUCAAUUCCUUUGGCUUUGAUGCCUCAUGAUUGAGUAUUGCUCUGUUCAAUUAGAAUGUGAUUUUGCUGUGGUCUGAUAGGGGUGUCAGUGGGCUGACUGUGAACGCUCUGAGAGACUCUGGGUUGAGGUCAGUGAUGAAGUAAUCUACAGUACUACAGCCAAGAGAUGAGCUAUAGGUGUACCUACCGUAGGAAUCCACUCAAAGCCUACCAUUGACUAUGUACAUGCCCAGCGUGCGACAGAGCUGCAGAAGUUGUGACCCGUUUUUGUUGGUUAUGUUGUCGUAGUUGUGCCUAGGGGGGCAUAUGGGGGAGGGAAUGCUGUCACCUCCAGGUAGGUGUUUGUCCCCCUGUGUGCUGAGGGUGUCAGGUUUUUGUCCAGUUCUGUUAUUUAGGUCACCACAGACUAGUACAUGUCCCUGGGCCCGGAAAUGGUUGAUUUCCCCCUCCAGGAUGGAGAAGCUGGGAUUCUAGUGGGGGGAUAUAGGUAGCACACAGGAGGACAUUGUUCUCUGUUGAGAUCAUUUCCUUUUGAAUUUCAAGCCAAAUAUAAAAUGUUCCUGUUUUGAUUAAUUUAAUGAGUUAGGUCUGCUCUAUAGUUAGGUCUGCUCUAUACCAAAUUAGCAUACCCCCUGAGUCCCUUCCCUGAAUCACACCUGGUAGUGUGGUGGAUGGGACUUCCAGCUCUCUGUAACCUAGAGGGCAACCAGUGGGUCCAUCUCCUCUAUACCAUGUUUCUUGUAGGAUGACAAUGUCUGUAUUUCUCAUUUCUUUGGUGAAGUCCAGGUUCCUGCUCUUUAGGCCCAAAGGCAGAUGUCCUCAGGCCUUGGAUAUUCCAGGAUGAGAUAGUGAAGGCUUUGUGUUCCAUAAAGUGUCCAGUGUUGUUAGUCGUGUGGUUUGGCCUCAGACCAGUAAGUCUCUCUCUCUCUCUCUCUCUCUCGUCAUAGGGCUCCCGUGUGGCUGCCCUGACCGUUUUGUGCCGGUGUGCGCCCGUAACGGCCGCAGCUACCCCAGUGCCUGUGUGGCCCGUUGCAUGGGCUUCAAAGACAACCAGUUUGUGUUUGGCCACUGCCGCAGCAGUGACCCCUGCUCCCCUAGCCCCUGCCAGAGGAAACAGAGGUGAGACACUGUCCUGACCACCACUGUAAUUCUUUCUUCCUUUGUUUCUUCCAUCCUUCAAUCAUUUCUUUAUUGGAAUAAUAACUGAUUCAACACUAUUGGAUAGGGGAAUGCAAAGCUUCCACUAUGUAUAUUGGCUUUCACCUAUCCAGUCAUGUCCGAUUUAAUGAUUACUUCAAGAAAGGGAGGGAGGAAGGAUGCAUUUCCAAAGCAUUCCGUACAGCCCUUUGUGGAUAAGAUUGGACACCUUGACUCUAGAGGAUGCUAUAUCUCUCCUAACAGUGGCCUUGAGCCGUGAUCCUAUUCCACCUCAGCCGACUAGUCCUGAUCCUAUUCCACCUCAGCCGACCAGCCCUGACCCUAUUCCACCUCAGUCGACAUUUGUUAUUUCCUCUCUUGAUAAAUCCUAUUUUCCUGCACCCUUCAUCCUGCACCCUUCAUCCUGCACCCUUCAGCCUGCACCCUUCACCCAAAUCUCCCUCUCACACUUCCCCGUAUCCAGCGGAGACGGACAGUCUGGUUGUUUGUUCAGGUGUGACCAGGCUGCGUCCCCCCUGUGGUUGCCAGCGGUAACUCUGCCAUAAGGAGCGCCGGUAUGGGGUGUGUUGUUGUAACCCUCCUACCCAGAAUCGCCUUGAGCUCCCAGAGCCCUGAGGGUCCAUACCUCUUCCCCAGGCAGCACCAUCGAUCUAACAUCACUCCAAACAACACCAAACACAACUUCUGACCAUCAGGGGGGUAAACAUACAGCCCAGGGGUCAUUUUGCACACAUUGUUAAAUAGGACACACUCCAUAACCACACAUUGUUAGGACACACUCCCUAACCACACAUUGUUAAAUAGGACACACUCCCUAACCACACAUUGUUAAAUAGGACACACUCCCUAACCACACAUUGUUGGGACACACUCCCUAACCACACAUUGUUGGGACACACUCCCUAAUCACAUGGCUCAUUGGUAACUCCUAUUACUUCUAUCAUCAGAGCCUCUAUUGUAGCCCGUUGAUGUCUGCAGUGAGAAUAACACACAGUCAGGUGGACUACUUUACAAUCAUUCAACUCAACUCAAAGCAAAGCGUCAUCGCUACGUUGAAAAUAAAAGUUGUGUACACUGACGGACGCCAUAGGUGGAAUGCGUCCAUGUUUGUGACCUUUUGCUGUUUAAAAAAAAAAAAAGGACUUAAAACAAUGACAUAAAUGAACCCCUUUUCCUCUCGUCUUCCCAUUGGGCCACAGGUGUAUCCCCAACCGUAGAGUGUGCCUUACGGACAUGGCUGACUACCCCUGUCCUCAGUUUGAGUGUGUGAGUCGCCCCUCGGGUUGUGACAAGAGCCGCGUGGACCCAGCCUGCGACACCGACAACGUGGAACAUCCCAACCCCUGUCAGCUCCUUCUGAUGGGCGAGACCCUGGCCUAUAUGGGCCACUGUCAGGUAGAGUUUGACAUUCAUGUCAGUUAUGUUUUAAAGCCAAAGCAAUGUUCUGAAGUAGAAGAGGUUUUUUAUUGUUCAGUGUUAAUGUCUCUGCUCUCCAAGCUUCCAUAACAUCUACACCAACAUGCCCUAAAUUGACUGUAUAUGUUGACAGCAUUUGAGGGCUUUUGGGCGUUUCAAUAGAUGAAAAGGCAUGUCAGAACUUGCAGGGAGAGGUAGCAUUAGGUAGAAUUGUAACACCUGCUAGGUAGCAUUGUAACACCUGCUAGGUAGAAUUGUAAAUAGUCAAUGUAAAUAGUCCGGGUGGCCAUUUGAUUAAUUGUUCAGCAGUCUUAUGGCUUGGGGGUAGAAGCUGUUAAGGAUGUCCAGGAUCCAGUUGCAGAGAGAGGUGUUUAGUCCCAGGGUCCUUAGCUUAGUGAUGAUCUUUGUGGGCACUAUGGCGUUGAACACUGAGCUGUAGUCAAUGAACAGCAUUCUCACAUAGGUGUUCCUUUUGUCCAGGUGGGAAAGGGCAGUGUGGACAAUCCCCUAUGGUAUUGUCUAAUAAACUGAUAUGUUGCAUUCAGGUUCUUAGUCUUUCCACACCUGCAGACACAUGCAUCUCCUGUUUAGGACUGUGCAUGUAUAUAAUACACCCAAAAUUCCCCCAUGUUUGUGUGUGUCUGUUUGUGAGUGUUGAGAAACUCUGCGGUGGUUGAAUUAGAGUGAUUUGUUGGUGUUUAGGACCUGGUGGGAUCAUGUUUCUCCUUGCGGUUGCUCUCAGCGUCGGUCUGAUGGCGUCUCAACCCAGUAACUCUCAGCAUUGUUUCUAUAUUAGUGGAACAGGCAGGAUCGGGUUUUAUAUCCAUUUAAGGCCGUCGACAUCCCAUUAAAAACCCACCAGGCCCGGUGUCAAGUCACCAAACCAAGAGACUCGCAGUCAGCCAAUCAGCCAAUAAGCCAAUAAAUCCACCCACUCUCUGUGUAUUGCUGAGACAGUGAAUAAAGGGAAAAUGAGAGGAAAGGAACACGGAUACAUUGUAAUUUGGCAGACAGAGCUAUUCAAAGAAACCCAAUACAUCUGGUGUGAUAUGUCAAACACAUAAUGUGAUUUAUUAUUAUAUGUGUGUUCUACGCAGGACGCCUGUAAAAGGCUGCGGCCUGUGUGCGGCCACAAUGGCGAAACGUACAACACGGUGUGCGAGGCCUAUGCGGACCGCGUUGCCGUGGACUACCAGGGGCGAUGCCAUGCCGUCGGGGCGGUAGCAGAGUUUGCCUCUGACUCAGGCUCAGGCUGUGACAUGAUAUCCUGCCCCGCCCUGACCAUCCCAGGAUGCAUCCCUGUCACACCACCCGGUCAGUACAAUAGAGACAGAAAUGACAUCAUAUAUAUAUAAUGUUCUAUUAACUCUGUGGUCAGUACACUCGGUGGCACAACCACAUUCACUUUGUCAUAUACACUCAGUUGGCCAGUUUAUUAGGUACACCACCCCGUUCACGAAAAUGGUUUGCGCCUACAGACAGUGAGUCACGUGGCCAUGGCUUGCUAUAUAAAGCAGGCAGACAGGCAUCGAGGCAUUCAGUUAUUGUUUGAUUGAACGUUAGAAUGGGCGAAACAAGUGACUAAGCGACUUUGAGCGUGGUAUGAUCAUUGCUGUGAUGAUCGGUGCAACGGUUCCAGUAUCUCAGAAACAGCAGGUCUCCUAAGGCUUUUCACGCCCGACAGUGUCUAGGGUUUACAGAGAAUUGUAAAGGUUAGGUCCCUUGAUACCAAUUGAGCAACUUUUCCAUGCCCCGAAGAAUUCAGGCUGUUCUGGAGGCAAAGGGGGGUCCGAUCCGGUAUUAGAUGGGUGUACCUAAUAAACUGGCCACUGAGUGUAAAUCUCUCAUGUUAUACUUUUGAUUUUUCCACACAGGAACACGAUUCAGAUAUUGUUGUGAUUGACACCUAACCUCUUGGUGCUUCACCUAUCAGGUGCCUGCUGUCCUCUGUGUGCGGGCAUGCUGCAGAUCCUGUGGAACAAGGAGCAGAUGAAAGUCUUCGCUGAGGUCAGCACCGUCUGCCAUGUGCCUCAACUAUCUGGGUGUGGGUCUGGGGCUUCGUUCUAUUUCAGAGAAGUCCCCUCCCCUUCCCUGUCACUCCUUUCUGGAUCUGUCUAGGCCAAUCCCUCUCCUGGAGAGUUACUCAACUGGGUGUGCAAGCUUUUGUUCCAGACCUGCUCUAACAAACUAGAUUCCGCUAAUAAAGGGCGUACAAUCAGGUGUGUUAGAGCAAGGCUGGAACAAAAGCUUGCACAUCCAGUUGAGUAGCUCUCCAGGACAGGGAUUGGCCACCCCUGGGCAUAGGCUGUUGGUUUAUAACUGUAAUGACGCCAGACGACCACUAGAGUGAGGCAUAGAUCUGAAAUACCUAGCCUCAACAUCACAUGCCUCCCUCUGGGAUACUUAGCAAGUUUGAAAUGACUGGGUCGGCCGCAGCUUCAAGAGCCCAGAAAUGCUUCGUAUACAUGCUAAUAACAGCUAAUAAGAAACGUAAUUCAAAGCAGAUUCAUUAUAAACCUAUUAGUCCCUAAUCUCCAACACAAACAUCUUAUCAACGUUAAGUCUAGACCAUAAGCUAAUUCCAAACGACCUUUGGAAAUGGUGUCAGGCUGAAAUGAUGUCGCGCUGAUUGGGGCCUAGACAACAUGACUCGCUCAGACCAGCCAUGGAAAUAAACCACGUAGUUUGCCAACCUACCCUUCAUUCCCUAACGGUAGGCACUGUAAGACAUUCAUUGCACUUUCAACUACUGUUCACAGAGGUAUUUAAUAUUUGUUAAUAAUUGGGGAUUCAUUACAUUUACUCACCACAUACAGCGCAACAUGCUGAAUAAACCCGUUUUCAGUUCAGUUUUCCUCAGUCUGCAAUGAAUUGAAUCUCAAACUCUGUAUACCUUUGGCUCUGGUUCUCUGUCCUGUUGGUUUGGUGUGUCAGUUGAACAGGAAGCAGCCAGUGACGGUCCAUGACAUCUUGAGGAUCCUGCGUCUCCACAUCUCCGUGCCGCAGUGUGACAUCUUCGGCUACCUGAGCAUCGACUCAGAGAUCAUCAUCCUCAUCGUCCCCGUGGACCAGCAGCCAACCCCGCUGCAGGUACACACACAUACGCAGAAACUGAGUUCACACACUAUCACACACUGGCUACACACUAUCACACACUGGCUACACACUAUCACACACUGGCUACACACUAUCACACACUGGCUACACACUAUCACACACUGGCUACACACUAUCGCACACUGGCUACACACUAUCGCACACUGGCUACACACUAUCGCACACUGGCUACACACUAGCACACACUGGCUACACACUAUCACACACUGGCUACACACUAUCACACACUGGCUACACACUAUCACACACUGGCUACACACUAUCACACACUGGCUACACACUGGGUAUGUAACCGAUGUGAAAUGGCUAGCUAGUUAGCGCUUUCUCUCUCUCUCUCUCUCUCUCUCUCUCUCUCUCUCUCUCUCUCUCUCUCUCUCUCACUCUCUCUCUCUCUCUUUCUGUCUCUCUCUCUGUCUCUCUCUCUCUCUUUCUGUCUCUCUCUCUCUCUCUGUCUCUCUUUCUCUCUCUCUCUCUCUCUCUCUCUCUCUCUCUCUCUCUCUCUCUCUCUCUCUCUCUCUCUCUCUCUCUGUCUCUGUCUCUCUCUCAUAGAGACCUGUCGACUGACCGUAAUUCACAAUUCUUCUGUGUGCCAAGUCCAUUGCCCUGUUUUGUUUUGAUUGCUGGUUGAUUGGCUGAUGCUUGACCUGGAACCUUAUCAGCACAGCAAACAGUUAGGUCCAAAUCAUCCCAUCAUGGUGUUGUGAGCGCUUUAGUUUCCUAUGUAGAACUGAGCCCCUUCAUGCAGCACCACCAUCAAGAGAGGAGGCAUUUGUUAACAAGCUAAGCGCUCACACAGAGGAUGCCCUCUAGAGACAGGGGAUAUCCAGUAAUAUAUACAGUACCAGCCAAAUGUUUGGACACACCUAAUCAUUCCAGGGUUUACUUAAUUUUUACUAUUUUCUACAUUGUAGAAUAAUAGUGAAGACAUCAAAACUAUGAAAUAACACAUAUGGAAUGAUGUAGUAACCAAAAAACUGUUAAACAAAUCAAAAUAUAUUUUAUAUUUGAGAUUCUUCAAAUAGCCGCCCUUUGUCUUGAUGACAGCUUUGCACAUCUUUGGCAUUCUCUCAACCAGCUUCAUGAGGUAGUAAUCUGGAAUGCAUUUCAAUUAAUAGGUGUGCCUUGUUAUAAAGUUAAUUUGUGGAAUUUAUUUCCGUCUUAAUCCGUUUGAGCCAAUCAGUUGUGUUGUGACAAGGUAGGGGGGGGGGGUAUCCAGAAGAUAGCCCUAUUUGGUAAAAGACCAAGUCCAUAUUAUGGCAAGAACAGCUAAAAUAAGCAAAGAGAAACGACAGUUCAUCAUUACUUUAAGACAUGAAGGUCAGUCAAUCCGGAAAAUGUCAAGAACUUUGGAAGUAUCGCUGCAGAAUGCUGUGGUAGCCAUGCUGGUUAAGUGUGCCUUGAAUUCUAAAUAAAUCCCUGACAGUGUCACCAGCAAAGCACCCCCACACCAUAACACCUCUUCCUCCAUGCUUCACGGUGGGAACUACACAUGCGGAGGUCAUCUGUUCACCCACACCGCGUCUCACAAAGACACAGCGGUUGGAACAAAAAAUCUCAAAUUUGGACUCCAGACCAUAGGACAGAUUUCCACUGGUCUAAUGUCCAUUGAUCGUGUUUCUUUUCCUAAGAAGGUCUCUUCUUCUUAUUGGUGUCCUUUAGUAGUGGUUUCUUUGCAGCAAUUCAACCAUGAAGGCCUGAUUCACACAGUCCCCUCUGAACAGUUGAGAUGUGUCUGUUACUUGAACUCUGUGAAGCAUUUAUUUGGGCUGCAAUUUCUGAGGCUGGUAACUCUAAUUAACUUAUCCUCUGCAGCAGAGUUAACUCUGGGUCUUCCAUUCCCAUGGCGGUCCUCAUGAGAGCCAGUUUCAUCAUAGCGCUUGAUGGUUUUUUGCGACUGCACUUGAAGAAACUUCCAAAGUUCUUGAAAUUUUCCGGAUUGACUGACCUUCAUGUCUUAAAGUAAUGAUGGACUGUCGUUUCUCUUUGCUUAUUUGAGCUGUUCUUGCCAAAAUAUGGACUUGGUCUUUUACCAAAUAGGGCUAUCUUCCUUGUCACAACACAACUGAUUGGCUCAAACGCAUUAAGACGGAAAUAAAUUCCACAAAUUAACUUUUAACAAAUUAACCGCCAAAUAACAUCUAUUUAUUUAAUUGUUUUUAUGACUCCAGAAUAGCAGGCUAUUCAUUAUAUUAUUUUUACAUUUUAGUCAUUUAGCAGACGCUCUUAUCCAGAGUGACUUACAGGAGCAAUUAGGGUUAAGCGCCUUGCUCAAGGGCACAUCGACAGAUUUUUCACCUAGUCGGCUCAGGGAUUAGAACCAGCGACUGUUCGGUUAUUGGCACAACGUUCUUAACCACUAAGCUAAUAAUCAGACUUUUCAUCUCUGCCACCAGUUCUAUCGCUUCGAAACUCCCAAUUAAAGUUGUUGUUCACACCCUUUCCAUGUCUUUUAUUGCUAUUUCUGCAAAAACAGAAAAAGCCCUGAGCGAUAAUGAUCGAUGCAAACAGGUGAAAUGAAGGUUACAGCCGGCCUCCUGUCAUUCUCUCAACGACUAGGAACUAUUAGUCAACAAUGUGUGCUUUUAGGUGGUUUCAUACACAAACAAAGAGCCUGGUUUGUUACGUGGUUAUACCAAAAUAACACGUUUGGAACUGCUAUUUCAGAAGGGAAUAAAGACACACAAAAAACAAUGCGUAACAUCAUGCAUGUAUGUGUGUGUGUGUGUGCGUGUGUGUGUGUGUGUGUGUGUGUGUAUCCCAUCUCAGAUUGAAGCCUGCAGUAUGGAGGCGGAAAAGAUCGACUCGCUCAUCAACUACGGCAGCCCCACCCUGGUCUCCCAUGUGCCCCUGUCUGCCUUCCUCACCUCCGAGGUCUUCAUCUCCACCAUCAGGUCCACGGGACACGCCAGCUCCAUGCCCUCCUCCCUGCCCAUCUUCCUCUGCCUCGCCUUGGGCCUCCUCCUCACUCUAGCCCCAGGCCUAGCCGAGGCC
Molecule: messenger RNA, 13584 nt
Organism: Coregonus sp. 'balchen'
Lineage: Eukaryota; Metazoa; Chordata; Actinopteri; Salmoniformes; Salmonidae
Source: the annotation of a GenBank genome assembly